Messenger RNA from Enhydra lutris kenyoni (northern sea otter), 965 nucleotides. RefSeq names its product interleukin 20 receptor subunit alpha. The record is from RefSeq and is a predicted model, not a curated record. The transcript is spliced from 6 exons. Gene Ontology annotation, molecular function: interleukin-20 binding. Lineage: Eukaryota; Metazoa; Chordata; Mammalia; Carnivora; Mustelidae. Bases 60 to 965 code for a protein of 301 amino acids.
UUCUCUGCAUCUCUGGUAGUUUACCCAAGCCUACAAAUAUCACCUUCUUAUCCAUAAAUAUGAGGAAUAUCCUACAGUGGAGCCCACCAGAGGGCCUACAAGGAACUGAAGUUACUUACACUGUGCAGUAUUUCAUAUAUGGGCAAAAGAAGUGGCUGAAUAAAUCCGAAUGCAGAAAUAUCAGUAGGACCUGCUGUGAUCUCUCUGUGGAAACUUCUGAUUACGAACAUCAAUAUUAUGCCAAAGUUAAGGCCAUUCGGGAAACGAAUUGUUCCAAAUGGGCAGAAACUGGACGAUUCUAUCCAUUCUUAGAAACACAAAUUGGCCCACCGGGAAUCGUUUUGAUGACAGAUGAGAGAUCCAUUUCCAUUGUUCUGACGGCUCUGGAGAAGUGGAAGAGAAAUCCAGAAGACCGUUCUCUUUCCAUGAAACAGAUAUACUCUAAUCUGAAGUAUAAUGUGUCCAUAUAUAAUACUCAAUCUAAUAGAACGUGGUCCCAGUGUGUGACCAACCAGACGCUGGUGCUGGGCUGGCUGGAGCCAGACACUCUGUACUGCGUCCAUGUGGAGUCCUUCGUCCCAGGGCCUCCUCGCCUAGCUCGGCCUUCUGAGAAGCUGUGUGUCUGUACUUUGAAAGACCAAACAUCAGCAGUGAAGGUUAAAAUCAUCUUCUGGUAUGUUUUGCCCAUAUCUGUUACUGUGUUUCUUUUUUCUGUGAUGGGCUACUCCAUGUACAGAUAUAUCCAUGUUGGCAAAGAGAAACACCCAGCAAAUUUGAUUUUGAUUUAUGGAAAUGAAUUUGACAAAAGAUUCUUUGUACCUGCUGAAAAAAUUGUGCUUUAUUUUAUCAUCCUCAAUAUUGUGGAAGAUUCUAACAUUUCUCAUCAGGAUGUAAGUGUAAGGGGAAAAAGCAACGAUGUAUGGGACCUGAAUGAGCCCCUCAUUCAUUUAAGUAUGGCUAUUUAA